UAUCGGUGGCCUGAGGACUGAACGCAAUCAAGAACCAAUCGUUCCACAAGCGGGAGCUCCUCCUGAUUUUUUUCUUUGGACCCAAAAACCACAAGAAAGAUGGGGAGCACGUGCACGAGCACGGCUCUGGUCCCUCACUUGCAGCUCCAUGGAUGUUGUCACUCGAAGCGCCUAUCUUCUCUACGGGUGAACAAUUCCAGGAGAGCGACGUUGGGAUUCGGUGCUUCGCAGAGGAUACUUCGCCGCGGGGGGCUAAGCGGCGUCGUUUGCUUAGCUGUCGACGACGGCGUGAGAGAGAAGCAGCAGGAGUUGGUCUCCAGCGUUGGCUCCGCCGUCGAGGAUAGGCCUGAUGUGGGCGAUAGCGCAAGAGAAGGGGGUUUAGUGGAGAAUUUGGAGCAGGAUAAUGGGCGGAGUGCGAUAUAUGAUUUUCUUUAUCCCAGCAAAGAGCUCCUCCCGGAGGAUAAAGAAAUGAGUAUAUUCGACCAUCUCGAAGAGCUGCGCCAGAGGUUAUUCGUGUCGGUUUUGGCAGUUGGGGCCGCUAUUUUGGGAUGCUUUGCGUUCUCCAAGGAGCUGAUAAUGAUUCUUGAAGCUCCCGUUAAAUCUCAGGGUGUGCGGUUCCUGCAGCUGGCUCCUGGCGAAUUUUUCUUCACAACUUUGAAGGUAUCAGGAUACUGUGGCCUUCUGGUAGGAAGCCCUAUCAUUCUCUAUGAGAUUAUAGCCUUCGUUCUUCCAGGGUUGACGAGAGAAGAGAGACGGUUUCUGGGGCCGAUAGUGUUGGGUUCCUCGGUGCUUUUCUAUGCCGGUAUCAGCUUCUCGUACUCGGUUCUGACUCCGGCAGCCCUAAAUUUCUUUGUUAGUUAUGCGGAAGGGGCUGUGGAAUCAUUGUGGUCCAUUGAUCAAUACUUCGAGUUUGUACUUGUUCUGAUGUUCAGCACCGGCUUGUCAUUCCAGGUUCCGGUAAUACAACUUCUGUUGGGACAAGUUGGUCUAGUGUCCGGAGACCAAAUGCUGUCAAUUUGGAGAUACGUAGUGGUUGGUGCAGUUGUAGCAGCUGCCAUACUUACACCAUCAACUGAUCCGCUUACUCAGAUGCUUCUGGCAGGACCUUUGGUGGGCCUUUACUUUGGUGGUGCCUGGGCGGUUAAGCUUAUAGGGCGAUGAACCACACUGAUCCUGGGAUAUGUUCUCGACAGCACGCAUCAGCGUAUCAUGAAUCCUGUAUAUGCAAAAACGAUGCGGUAUUAGCAUAAGAGGAACAGAGGAUGAAUCGACCCAUGUCAAGCUUCUAUUCGUUUUGUACUUAAAACAAUGUAAAAGUUUUCCAUUAGAAAUUACAGUAAUUAUUUAACU
This is a messenger RNA of Alnus glutinosa, 1350 nucleotides long. Its product is annotated as sec-independent protein translocase protein TATC, chloroplastic. Gene Ontology annotation, biological process: intracellular protein transmembrane transport; protein transport by the Tat complex. Bases 100 to 1161 code for a protein of 353 amino acids. Gene Ontology annotation, molecular function: proton motive force dependent protein transmembrane transporter activity. The transcript has 4 exons. The record is from RefSeq and is a predicted model, not a curated record. Gene Ontology annotation, cellular component: TAT protein transport complex; membrane. NCBI's taxonomy places the organism in Eukaryota, Viridiplantae, Streptophyta, Magnoliopsida, Fagales, Betulaceae.